CGUAGAUUUGCGGGAAUAUUCGAAGCAGGUAGAAACGAAUUUGAAAUUGCUCGAAAGCGAAACUUUGCAAAGCUGUAAGUUCACGAUGCUGUCCUCUUUAGAUCAGUAUGAUCUCAUUUUAGAUAUCGACAAUGCUGAAAAGAUCGCGACGUUGCAUAAUAAAAUCCUCGAAUUUGAUAACACCUUGGCAAAUAUCGAGCAUUUACUUGGCGCUUUCAAGUUCAAUCUGAGCAGCAUUAGCAGCGAAAUUCAAUCUCUACAGGCCGAUUCGGUUUCAAUGGCGCUCAAGCUGAAAAACCGACAGGCGGUUCGGGGAGAGCUGUCACAGCUGAUAGAUGAAGUUGCAGUAAGCGAUGAAUUGAGC
Molecule: messenger RNA, 364 nt
Organism: Soboliphyme baturini
Lineage: Eukaryota; Metazoa; Nematoda; Enoplea; Dioctophymatida; Soboliphymatidae
Source: the annotation of a GenBank genome assembly